Molecule: messenger RNA, 1048 nt
Organism: Diatraea saccharalis (sugarcane borer)
Lineage: Eukaryota; Metazoa; Arthropoda; Insecta; Lepidoptera; Crambidae
Source: the annotation of a GenBank genome assembly
AAUAGUCAGAGCAGCUGCGGAUCGCAUCUUAGUGUUACAUGGGAUAGUGGAUUUUUUAAGCAUUUUCAUUAAAGUCACUUUACUUUUUUUAGAUACAAAAAUGGCUCCUUCUGUCACCGAGUUUUAUGAGGGCAAGUGUAUUUUAAUUACGGGUGCGACGGGAUUCCUGGGAAAGGCUCUUCUUGAAAAAUUGUUGAGAAGCUGUCAUAACGUAGAUACUAUAUAUUUACUCAUGAGGAACAAGAAAGGACUUACCAGCGAAGAGAGACUUAAUGACCUCUGCAAUAAUAAGCUCUUCGACUUAGUUCGCAGCCAAAACCCGGAUGCUUUCAAAAAAGUAAAAUUGAUUCCAGGCAAUAUAUUAUCGGAUGGUCUGGAUCUCUCCAACGAUGAUCGAACUGAGCUACAGAAAAAGUGCAACAUCAUAUUUCAUAGUGCAGCUUGCGUGCGAUUCGAUCAGAAGUUAAAAGAUGCCGUAAAUCUCAACACUAAUGGAACAUUACGCGUUUUGCAAUUGGCCGAGUCCAUAGAGAAUUUAGAGGUAUUAGUGCAUCUCUCAACAGCGUAUUGCCGUUGUGAGUUGGAUGUACUAGAGGAACGCAUAUAUCCUGCCGUACAUAAUCCGCGGAAGGUCAUGGACAUAUGUGAGUGGAUGGAUGAUGCUCUGCUAGCUUAUUUGGAACCAAAGUUGAUAGAAUCCGAACCGAACACAUAUUCCUACACCAAAGCUAUCACAGAGACUCUGGUGGCAGAAUAUGAGAGCAAAUUUCCCAUAGCAAUCGCUAGACCAUCAAUAGUAAUUGCUGCGUGGAAGGAUCCUUAUCCUGGAUGGAUAGACAAUUUGAAUGGACCAACGGGUCUUUUGAUAGGAAGCGGUAAAGGUGUAAUCAGGACUAUGCACUGUGAACCAUCGUAUAUCGCUGAUGCAAUCCCUAUAGAUGCGGUCGUCAAUGGCUGUAUAUUAAUCGCGUAUGCUACAGCUUUGGCUAGGUAAAAAGACGGUACUCUCAGUCUUACAUAAAAAAAAUAGUUUAGGUAUUUGUAGAAU